AUGUUUAGAGGAAAAGUUCUCAUUAUCGUGAACGUAGCUUCACAGUGCGGCCUUACGAAUUCAAACUACACACAGUUUAAAGAACUGCUUGAUAAGUACAAGUCGCAGGGAUUGGAAGUGGCUGCUUUCCCAUGCAAUCAGUUUGGUGGAGAGGAACCCGCUUGUGAACUUGAUAUCAAGAAUUUUGUGACCGAUAAGUUCAACUUUGAGCCAGAUCUCUACGCCAAGGUUAACGUUAACGGUGACAAUGCCGAUCCCCUCUUCAAGUAUUUGAAGAAAGAGCAGGGCGGGACAAUGUUCGACGCAAUUAAAUGGAACUUCACCAAAUUUUUGGUUGAUAGAGAUGGAAAUGUUGUGAAAAGAUUCGGGCCUACAACAGAGCCAAAAGAUAUGGUAAAGGACAUCGAAAAGCUCCUUUCAGCAGGCACUGCUUAA
Molecule: messenger RNA, 435 nt
Organism: Ostertagia ostertagi
Lineage: Eukaryota; Metazoa; Nematoda; Chromadorea; Rhabditida; Trichostrongylidae
Source: the annotation of a GenBank genome assembly